Molecule: messenger RNA, 537 nt
Organism: Carica papaya (papaya)
Lineage: Eukaryota; Viridiplantae; Streptophyta; Magnoliopsida; Brassicales; Caricaceae
Product: early nodulin-like protein 6
Cellular component (GO): plasma membrane
Molecular function (GO): electron transfer activity
Source: RefSeq, a predicted model, not a curated record
AUGGCUUCUCCAAUGCCUUUUCUCACCUUGCUUUUCUUCUCUCUUCUGCUCCAACUACACUCUGUAACUUCUGUAGAUUUUCAAGUCGGCGGCGACGACGGCUGGGUUAUGCCCAAAUCCAAGAACGACGCUGAGAGUUACAACCAGUGGGCUGCUAAAAAUAGGUUUCAAGUUGACGAUACUGUCCGUUUCAAGUACAAGAAAGACUCAGUUAUGGUGGUGACUGAAGACGAGUACGCUAAAUGUCGAUCCGCCCAUCCAGUCUUCUUCUCCAACAAUGGAGACACUGUCUUCAAGCUGGACCGACCUGGUUUGUUCUACUUUAUCAGUGGGGUCACAGGCCACUGCGAGAGGGGUCAGAAGAUGAUCAUCAAAGUUCUGGAGAACACAACAUCUCCACCGUCCGAUCAAAAUCAUAAUAGCACUGCACAUUCUUCAUCCGGCAGUGGUGGUGUUAGAAUGACCGGAUUUGGGUCUAGCAUGGCUAGUACUCUUACUUAUGUUACGAUGUCGUUUUUGGGGUUUAUUUUCUUCUAG